Molecule: messenger RNA, 1388 nt
Organism: Acanthopagrus latus (yellowfin seabream)
Lineage: Eukaryota; Metazoa; Chordata; Actinopteri; Spariformes; Sparidae
Product: regulator of G-protein signaling 13-like
Exons: 5
Coding region: 81-632 (183 amino acids)
Source: RefSeq, a predicted model, not a curated record
GGUUCGUCAGAGUAGACACGGUGGCAGAUCUCCCAGGAGCAACUCAACACGGACCCGCGCACUUACACAGCGUCGUUGCCAUGCCGAGUCUAGUCGCAUCACCGCCAAGAGAGCUACAGAACCUCAACAUGGACAAUGACAACAAGAAGAGGGGAAAAGAAAGGAGAGGAAACCUCGAGUGUCAGCUUAGAUCGUCCCAAGCCCCUAAAACCAACGGGCUUUGUUUCGAGGAGAUGUCCCAGUGGUCCCAGUCGCUGGAGAGGCUUCUAUCGUCCAAAUACGGCAUGAAGAUCUUCCAGGCCUUCCUGAAGUCAGAGUUCAGCGACGAAAACAUUGAGUUUUGGCUGAUGUGCGAGGACUACAAGAAGAUCAAGUCUUCCUUCAGGAUGUCAGCCAGGGCCAAAAAAAUCUUCAAACGCUACAUUCAAGCAGAGGCUGCAAGAGAGAUCAACAUUGAUCACAAGACCAGAGACUUGAUCAGGCGCAACAUUAAGACGCCCACCACGGUGUGCUUCGAUGAUGCCCAGAGGAUCGUCUACAGCCUGAUGGAGAGGGACUCGUACCCACGCUUCCUCAGGUCCGACAUCUAUCAGGCUCUACUUGACUCCACGUCGGAAUCAGUGAAGAUGUAAAGAAACUAGAUGCCUGAGACAUCAUCUUUGUAGAUGUUGUAGACGUGGAGCUGAUCCCUGUGCUGUACUACCUGAGUGUUGCGCGUUUGCUCGUCCCGGGACCACGGGUGGCGAUCCCUUAAUGCCACAAGUACCAAAGACAUUUCCCGGAGCUGCAGAGGACAUGCUUUAGGAUUGACCACGGCCACACUGGACUGUGUAAUAGAGAAGAAGGCAGCUCAGUUGUAAAAAAAAAAAAAAGCUGAGGAGGGUUUGCUCAGAGCCAGCUGGUGUAUUGUAAAUGGAUAUGGGUCAAGGCCAAGAAUGGCUGCAGUAGUACAUGAGUCAAUGCUGUAAUAGCUGCUAAAGCAAAAGGACUUUCCAGGGAUGCUACGUUUGUGCUGUGAAAAUGCUGGGGACUUUCUGUUAGAGAACAGCAGGAAGCGUAUGUGGUGCAAGCAACAGCUUCCACAUAGUGCGGGCUGAUCGCUGUAUCUGCGCGCCGCCUUAGGGUUAUUGUUAUCCCACUAAAGCAGUAGAAAAGUAGAUGCUCUCCAGAUGUGGAUUUUCAUGCGCGUAAUAAUGCAUUUAAAAGUUACUGACACAGUGAAAUAACCGAUGUGUUACAACUAUCAUAAUCUGUUAUAAGCUAUACCGUAUGUUGAAACGCAUCCCACAGCUAAAAAAAAAAAAAAUGCGAGUGAAAAUGUUGUGUAUGUGAAUAUUUACAUGGAUCUGUACAUAUUUAAUAAAAAAAAUAUUAUAUUUGCAUUGAUA